GGUCACUUCGGCAUUAGUAGAGCAGAGCAGACAUUACAUGAGGGUUUUCCAACUGAGGAGAGGCGCUAUAGGAUCAUUUGAUUGUUCACCAAGUGAUUGAGUAUUGACCCAUAAAUUGGUUACAGUAUCAGUAUACCAGUUGCUGGCACAUCAUGGAAAUGCUGAAGAAGCUGCAGUCAACAGUGGCACAGGCAGUGACACAGGUAUCAGGUGCCUUGCCUGGUAAUCCAGUGACAAGAGAGUAUGAGGUCAAGGAGCACAUUGCCAGUGCCGGUCCAGGCCUGCUGUGGAAGGUGUACUCGGCAGUCAAAAAGUCAACUCGUGAGGAGGCCUCUGUGUUUUUGCUGGAGAAGCAUCUGCUGGAGCAGUGGGGUCGCAGAGACAGAGAAAUGAUGCUGGACAUCCUGCGGCAGGGGGUCAGCCAGCUUACCCGGCUCCGCCACCCACGCAUUCUCACGGUCCAACAUGCCAUGGAGGAGUCAAGGGAGAGCCUGGCGUUCGCCACGGAGCCGGUGUUUGCCAGUCUGUCGAACGUGCUCGGUCAGCUGGAGAACGCGCCGUCCCCGGUGCCGGCGGCGCUGCGGGACCACCAGCUGCACCAGGUGGAGAUCAAGUACGGCCUGCUGCAGCUGGGCCAGGCGCUCGAGUUCCUGCACUCAGACGUGAAGAUGCUGCAUCGUAACGUCUGUCCGGACUCGGUCGUCAUCAACAAGUCCGGCGCCUGGAAGCUGGCCGGCUUCGAGUUCUGCCAGGCCAACAAGGCGUCAGCGGACCAACCGCCGUCGUGGCCGGUGGCCGAGUACGACCCGGACGUGCAUCCGCUGGCGCAGCCGGCGCUCGACUUCAUGUGCCCGGAGGCGGCGCUCUGCCUGGCUCACACGCCCUACUCGGACAUGUACAGCCUGGCGGCGCUCGUCUACGCCGUGUUCACGCGCGGCGGCACCGUGUUCAACUGCGCCGCCGACUGGUACGCCUACAAGAAGGCCAUGAACGAGCUGAAGCGGCUGCCGCCCAGCCGGUUGGAGCCGGUGCCGGCCGAGCUGCGGGAGACGGUGAAGCUGAUGCUGAACGUGGCGCCCGACCUGAGGCCCGACGCCCACCAGUUCGCCAAGAUUAAUUACUUUGACGACGUGGGUGUGAAAACCCUCAACUACCUGGACUCGCUGUUCCAAUGGGACAACCUUCAGAAGUCGCAGUUCUACAAGGGACUACCGCAAAUUAUACCAAAGCUACCACAUCGAGUUUGUCUCUAUCGCGUGUUACCGAGUCUGGCCAAGGAGUUUGUAAACCCGGCGAUGAUUCCGUUCGUGCUGCCCAACACAAUGCUGAUUGCCGAAAACUCCAGCAAGGAGGAGUACGUGGAGCACAUCAUGCCGCUGAUCGCGCCCGUCAUGAAACUCCAGGAGCCAGUGCAAAUCCUGUUGAUUUUCAUGCAGCGUCUGGAGCUGCUGCUCAGUAAGACGCCGGCCGACGCGGUGCGCGCGCACGUCCUACCGCUCAUGUACCGGGCGCUCGAGUCCAACACGCAGCAGAUCCAGGAGCUCUGCCUGAGCGUGAUCCCCAAGGUGGGCGCGCUGGUCGACUACCCGAGCAUGAAGAACGCGCUGCUGCCGCGCGUCAAACAGCUCUGCCUCAGCACCGGAUACCUGUCGACGCGGGUGGGCUGUCUGGUCUGUCUGGGGAAGCUGCUGCCCCACCUGGACCGGUGGCUGGUGCUGGAUGAGGUGCUGCCGCUGCUGCCGCAGGUCCCCACCCGAGAGCCGGCAGUCAUCAUGGCCGUCAUCGGCAUCUACAAGGUGACACUGAGCAGCGACAAGCUCGGCAUGACCAAGGAGGUGAUGGCGACCAAGGUGCUGCCGUUCCUGCUGCCGCUGGCCAUCGAGAACGGGCUGGCCGUGGCGCAGUUUGACGCCGUUAUGACGCUCGUCAAGGACCUGCUGGCCAGGGUGGAGACCGAGCACCGCGACAAGCUCACGCAGCUCAACGCCAUGAAGGACGAACAACAGAAAGCGCUGAACGCCUCGCUGGCUCAGCCGCCGCCUGGACAGCUGGUGGGCGCUCCCGGACCCACCUCCGAUAUCGACAAGAUGUUCGGCGAGCUCGGUAUCGGAGGAGACCCGUCCCCGGCGCCGGCCCCGAUCCCAGCCCGCUCGCCCUCCGGCCCGCUGGCCAACGGCUCGAGCCCGGCCGGCGGCGGCGCGUCCCUCUCCCUGGAGGAGAAGCAGCGGCGCGCGCGGCAGCAGGAGGCGGCUGCGCGGCUCAGCAGCCAGCCGGCGCUCACCAGUCCCACCACCACCAGCAGCGCCAACAGCAGCAGCGGCAGCGCCGGCCGGCGGCCGCCGCGUGACCUCACCGACUCCCUCAUCAGCAGCAACCUCAACAUGAUGGCGCGGCCGGCGGCGCCUCCCGCCGCCUUCCCGUCGGCCGCUCCCAACUACCGGCCCGGCGGCGGAGCCUUCCAGUCUCAGCAGCCGCAGCAGCAGCCCAUGUUCCAGCAGCAGGGCUUCCAGCAGCAGUCCGGCUUCCAGUCGGCAGGUUUCCAGCAGCAGCAGCAGUUCGGUAUGGGCGGGCCGAUGAUCGGCGCUCCCGGGUUCGGCCGCCCGGCACUGAUGCCGGCACCGAGCGCCACCGGCUGGUCGCAGCCGGUACCGUCGGCCGGCCUGACGCCCCAGUAUAACAGUCAACAGAUGGGACUGGGUCCUCAGUUCGGUCAGCAGGCGGGACUGAGGCCGCAAUAUGGUCAGCAGUCGGGACUGACGCCGCAGUAUGGUCAGCAGCCCGCCUCCAAACAGCUGUCAUCCAGCGAAAUCAGCGAUUUACUCAGCUGAGGUAGUCGGCGAUAGAGAUCUUCUCAGCUAGGAUAACCCGUGAUACCAACUUUAGCUAAAAGGACAGCCCGUGAUGCCUACGUCGUUCCCAGCUGGAGUGGCCCUGUGGUCCGUCACCACACUGGCCGAGACAGGACGAGACCUGUGCCGUGGCCGGGUCCCUGGUGUGCGCGUGGGCUACGCCGAGUCAGGGCGGUAGCGUCAGCCGCUUGCGACCUGCCGGCAACGAGAGUCAGUGCGUGGGGUUUGCCGAGUCAGGGUGGUACAGUGAACCAGUGGGGUCUUGUCAGCGUCUGGUUCAGCCGCCGGCGACACCGGCCACCGUGACCCAGGUUAGUCAGCGCACAACGGCGUCAGGGUUUACCACGGCAACAGCCAGCCGUGCGACAGAGCUACGGAGGGAAUCAUAGUCUACUCGGACGGUUGUUUUACAUGUGCCUGUAAUAUCAGAUCGGUGUGCGUUUAUCUAUACUAUGACCGUGGACGGGUGUGCCGUGUUAUUUAUUGUGGCGCGCGCCGCCGGGGCUUUCGUUGCGUUGUUGUGGAGCCGCGUUGUGAUGUUUAUUCCCUAUCACCGUGGUGGCGUGCUCUUUGGGAGGCUGGGCAGCGGAGAGGCGCGGCCGCUGGUCUCUCGGACCGGAUGAACCAAACAUUCCGUGUGUGUGCUGUGCUAGUUGUCUCGCUGCUGUUUAUCAAAAUCGAACGGUGGGGGCAUUGUCGCAUUGUUUUAAUGUUGUGUACUUAUAACGUUUAUUGUGUUUAUUGAUAUUUGAUAAAGACGAGAUCAAUUUAUGAAUAUGCUGACUUAUCUACGCGUUUCGGUCCCACCAAGUCCCAGUAACAUCUAGAUUAACGGAUAUAACGAAUAUCUAUAGCGUUCGCUGUGCAAUCUAGUUAAUUGACAUGUUUUAAACCGUCCAUCGGUUUUCUUGUUUCUUUGACACAGUAUUCCAUGUAUCCGGAGCAUACAAGAAAACUGUUAAACCGCGAAAGCAUUUAUACGUGUACUGCUUUCGCAGCGAAAUGUUCCGAUGUUCUAUUUCAUUUGUGAAUUUUAAUGAGUUAAUAACGUAUCAAAUACAUACAUCAACGUGUC
This is a messenger RNA of Amphibalanus amphitrite, 3924 nucleotides long. RefSeq names its product SCY1-like protein 2. The record is from RefSeq and is a predicted model, not a curated record. Gene Ontology annotation, molecular function: ATP binding; protein kinase activity. Gene Ontology annotation, biological process: protein phosphorylation. Lineage: Eukaryota; Metazoa; Arthropoda; Thecostraca; Balanomorpha; Balanidae. Bases 153 to 2828 code for a protein of 891 amino acids. The transcript is spliced from 14 exons.